CGACUGCGACCAUAGAGGAUGGACACACGAGCGCUCUCCAUGGCAUCUCUGGGGAUUAUUUUCCUUGCGGUUUGUGGGGCCCACGGCGCUCUGGCAGCCUCGGUGGCGCCGGUCCUGCCGCAGAGGGACGUCAGUGCACAGUCGAUGUUCUCUGAGUUGCUGGCGGGCCCCUUGGCCGACGAGAAGCUCCUUCUCUUCUUCGACUCUGGGGCUUCGCGGGUGCUCGACGUCGACCUCCUGUUGCCAGAGAUCAGGUCGACCACCUCUAUCAUCUUGGUUGCUCUCGACCACCCGGAGACGUUCCUGCGGGAGGCCCCCAUCCAGCUCAUCCGCGGGAGCUUCGUGACGGUGGUGCUCGCCUUCACGAGGAGCCCCGCGGUCCUCCUGGACAGUCUCGGCGCUGACUGGAACCCUGACUUCCUGCUGCUCCUCAGCCUCAACGGGAGCCUCGACACGGCACCAAUGCUCGAGGACGAGCGGAUACAGAGGUCAAAUCACGUGACCCUCAUCGAGUACGGCAGGACAGCUUCUGCGACGUUCCACGUCUUCACCAGCAGACCCUUCAGGCCGACAAGGACAGGCUACGCAGUCAAGUCCCCGAUCGGAGCGUGGAACAAGCGGCUCUUCGCGACCAAGGCUGAGCUGUUUCCCGAGAGGUUCGCGACGCUGGACGGCGCCGUGCUGCAGCUGGGGUCCUGGUGCGACGACUUCCCCUUCCUGUACUCCGAGGGGGACGGCUGCGUCGGGAGCACGCUCGAGCUCCUGGACGUGAUCGCGGCGCAGCUCAACUUUUCGUACGUGGUGCAGAUGGAGCCCGCCGACCAUAACUGGGGUUCCAAGGAGAACGGGACCUGGACGGGCAUGCUCGGCGACCUCGUGUACAACGACAAGGACCUCGUCGUGAACUCCCUGCUCCUGACGGAACAGCCCUUCGUCGAAUUCGACUCGACUUACCCUUACCACUUGGAGAGCUACGCCUUCAUCCUCGAAAUCCCUCCCCCAGUGCCGCAGUGGCGGGGCCUCCUCUACCCAUUCACCAAACUAAUGUGGGGCACCGUCAUCGCCACGACUCUGGUGGUGAUCAUCCUGCUGCAGCUGUGCCUCACGAUUGCCCCCGACACGCAGGACGCCUCGCAGGUCUUCCUCCUGGUAUGGGCAGGCGUCGUGAAGCAGUCGGUGAACCACAGGCUCGGCACCUCCUGGACGCGCCUCUGGGCCGGCUUCUGGUGGCUGGCGACGCUCAUCAUCACCACGGGCUACACCUCCAACCUCGUCGCCUUCCUCACCGUGCCCGUCUACCCGACGCGCAUCGAAACGGUGGACCAGCUGGCCGCGUCGGGACUCCGGAUCUGCAUGCAGGAUUACGGCAGCUUCUUACCCGACGCCCUUAGGGUAUCCGCCGACCCAUCCCUGAGACACUUAGGGGAGUCCCUCGACCUGUUCCCCUACGUGUACCUGUCCUUCGAGCAGGGGUUCGAGUGGGUCGCCGACGGAACCCACGCCCUUGUGGAAACCUACUCUUAUCUCUCUUAUCAGCAGAGUCUCUACAACCACACCGGACACACGUACAUUAUGAGGGAGAAUAGAAUAUGGGAGGAGUAA
This is a messenger RNA of Penaeus chinensis, 1602 nucleotides long. RefSeq names its product glutamate receptor ionotropic, kainate glr-3-like. The transcript is spliced from 5 exons. The record is from RefSeq and is a predicted model, not a curated record. Gene Ontology annotation, molecular function: glutamate-gated receptor activity. Bases 19 to 1602 code for a protein of 527 amino acids. Lineage: Eukaryota; Metazoa; Arthropoda; Malacostraca; Decapoda; Penaeidae. Gene Ontology annotation, cellular component: membrane.